AUGUCUUUUAAAUUAAAUGACUAUGAUGCGUUCUUAACGUCGUUAUUCGAUAAAAACAACCAGAAAGUGAAGCUAGAAGAUGCAGAUAAGCUCCAAGUGAGCCCCCAAUACGAACAGCUUGAGCAGGCCAAUAACCAAUUGCACAACCUGGCCAUGAUGCAACCACCACUGCAACCUUCGUCAUACACUACGGCCCAGCAGCCACUGCAACCACCAUCCAGAGACGAGAUGAUGAUGCGACAGCACUCCUUGCCCAGCCAACACCCAGGGCAUAUGAACGAAGACGGGCCAUUCCCUGUGGAUUUCGAUUUCGGAUUGGUGGCGCCAGGAUUUGCGUACACAACCACUAAUACCAACCGUUCUAAAUCGCUUAGUUUCACCAUUGGGAACCACGGUGAACCCUAUGCACAACCACACCAUCAUCCUUUACAACACCAGAAUAACCUUGACGGUUCUGGAAAUGUCACUGAGUUUAUGGCAGAAAUGAGCGCUGAACAUAAUAAUGGUCCUAGAAGUGUCGAGAAUGACAACUAUAACAAUUUCAAUGACAUAGAGAAUUCCCGCGAAACUCCAAAUAAUAUCUUUAUGCAAUCCAUGAACCAUAACAACAACAGCUAUACUUCCGACUUUGGUCCCAUUGACGAACAACUGUCUAGUGUUAUGAUUAAUCAUGAUUCGUUAUCGCCUAUUUCUAUGGGCAACAGUGGAUCGCCCGCCAUGCAUAGUGAUCAUAGUUCUAAUAAUAUCUUGGGAAUGCAACAUUCGGAGCAAUUGAUGAGGCAAGCCACAUCAAUUACAUUCAAUAACAUAGAUGAUAGAGUAUCUCCAAAGAUGAGCAAACAAUUCCCUGCUACUGCAUUUGCACCCACACUUUCAUCAAGUAGUACAACUAAGAAAACCAAGAAACAACCGCGGAAGGCCAAGAGUAUAAGUGGACCAAUCAGCGGCCACAAUUCUGGCGGCGAAUCCGACUUGUCACCUACAUUGAACCAUCGUCAUCCGGGUCGCCCUCGUGUAAAAUCAGCUCACAAUGUCAUUGAACAGAGAUAUAGAAACAAGAUAAACGAUAAAUUUAAUGCAUUACAAAAUUCUGUGCCUUCUUUGAGGAUAUUGGCACAAAAGAAAGAACGCGAAAGAUUACAAAUGAAACGUAGUAAUACUGACAAGUACGACUCUUCGGAUGAUGAACCGAUAGAUGAAUCGUUAGUAACUGAUGAAAAUAUCGAUUUGGAAGGGUUGGAACCAGCUAGAAAAUUAAACAAGGCCACUAUUCUUGCUAAUUCAAUUGAGUAUAUCAAGUUCUUGGAAUUGAAGAAUAAUAAAAUGAAGGCGGAUCAUGAGGCUUUGUUGAACAAAGCCCGCAUGAUGGGAAUAAUAAUCGAUGACGAUUUGGAUAAUGAUGAACAAUGAUUGUAUAUUAAGGAACAUGAUGUAACAUGUUGACCAUGUUUUGUGUGUAUAUUUAAAGGAAGUUGUAUAUAUGUUUGGGUUUUUAUUUUAGUUAAUUAUUUAUUGGUACUUCUAUGAUAGAAAUAUAACUUGUAUUGUAUAUAUUUCAAGUUUAUAUAUAAGUGACGAUAAUACAAAAAAAAAAAAGUUUGUAGUGCCAUUUUCUAUUACUGCAAAUUUCAAGUUGCAAAUUAAGCGAGCAACCAAAGUCCGGAAAAAUUGAUGGUGGCUGAUCGUACAAACAGCAAGACGCGUGAUUAUAAGCUAGGGCUAGACGCAAGAGAGUGUACGAUAGAGGUAGGGAGGGAUUAAGUCUUAUGAUGUUAUUCUUUUUCUUCUAUUGGGAAUUAUCUUUCGUAUACAUUUGACAGUCUGCUAUGAUCUUACAUAUAAUCUGACGUACGGCACAUUAUUCCGUAACAGUACAUACACAAUGGUAUAGCCUCCUCUACACCCCCUCACGUAUAGAUUAUGAAUCUUAUACGCUCCCUAUACGUAGGGAAUAGCUUUACUGAGGUGAUAUUAAUAGGAAGGUCUAAUACACAUUGCCAACUUAGUCCUCGUUCACCCUCAGUUGGCAACCCAGCCAUGUUACAUUUAACUUGAUUCUCAUACGAUGGAGGGCUAAACGAUGAAC
Molecule: messenger RNA, 2086 nt
Organism: Spathaspora passalidarum NRRL Y-27907
Lineage: Eukaryota; Fungi; Ascomycota; Pichiomycetes; Serinales; Debaryomycetaceae
Gene: HMS1
Product: Hms1p
Exons: 1
Coding region: 1-1410 (469 amino acids)
Molecular function (GO): protein dimerization activity
Source: RefSeq, a predicted model, not a curated record